AUGCCCACCAGAUCAGACAUCACCUACUUCGGUGCAGGCCCAGCGCUUGUCAACACUGAUAUUCUUGAAGAUGCUGCCAAGGCUCUCAUCGACUACCAGGGUACCGGCUUGGGAAUUGCCGAGCACUCUCAUCGAUCACAGCUGGCUACUGAUAUAAUUAACCAGGCCAAAGCUGAUCUGGCAUCUUGUCUUGAUAUUCCAGACGAUUACGAGAUCCUUUUUAUGCAAGGCGGUGGCACAGGACAAUUCGCUUGUGUAGCGUAUAAUUUUGUUGGCGCCUGGGUUGCCCGGAAGCAGAAGGAGAUUUUUGGUGUGAAUGGAGGCGAUUCCACCGACCCCCAGUUAAUGCAGCAACUCAAGGAAGCCGUGGAUAAGGAUCUCAAAAUGGAUUACCUGGUUACAGGUGGCUGGUCACAGAAAGCGUCAGCUGAGGCCGAGCGGCUUUUUGGCUCAGAGCAUGUCAAUAUCGUGGCAGAUAGUCGUGAGACGAAUGCCGGCAAAUUUGGAACCAUCCCCGACGAGGCCACCUGGAAGCUAUCUAAUGGUUCUGCUUUUGUGUAUCUCUGCGACAACGAAACGGUCGAUGGGGUUGAAUAUCCUGCUUUCCCCAAGAGCCUUCAGCCGGGGCCUGAUGGAGAAGGACCUAUUGUUGUCGCCGAUAUGAGUUCGAAUAUUCUGACCAGAAAGAUCCAAGUUAAAAAUUAUUCAGCAAUCUUCUUUGGCGCCCAAAAGAACCUUGGACUAACUGGUAUUACUGUUGUGGUUCUCAAGAAGAGCUUUCUACCACCAUCAAUAUCUCAGCCUUCUGCGGCCUUGAUGAGAUACCUUGCUUUACCUAUUCCGCCUAUUAUUUUCCAGUACGAGACUAUUGCUAAAAACAAUAGCCUGUAUAAUACCUUGAGUAUUUUUGAUGUAUAUGUCGCAGGCCAGGUUCUUAAAAAGCUACUGCGGACAUACCCUAAUAAAAUUGAAGGACAGCAAGCCAUAUCUGAUCAGAAGGCCAAAAUUAUUUAUGAUGCUGUUGAGGCCUUUCCCGAGAUUUACAAGAUUAUCCCCUCCAAGGCAGUGCGAUCGCGCAUCAACAUCUGCUUCAAUGUUACCAAGGGUGGCGAUGUUAACGCUGCUGAGAAGGCUUUCCUCGACGAGGCUACUGCACAGGGACUGACCGGGCUCAAGGGACACCGUUCACUAGGUGGGAUCCGUGCAAGCAAUUACAACUCGGUUCCCCUUGAAGGUGCAGAGAAGCUUGCUAAAUUCAUCCGCACUUUCGCAACGUCAUAA
This is a messenger RNA of Trichoderma harzianum CBS 226.95, 1281 nucleotides long. RefSeq lists its product as hypothetical. Gene Ontology annotation, cellular component: cytoplasm. The coding region runs from base 1 to 1281 and encodes 426 amino acids. The transcript is spliced from 2 exons. Gene Ontology annotation, molecular function: pyridoxal phosphate binding; O-phospho-L-serine:2-oxoglutarate transaminase activity. The record is from RefSeq and is a predicted model, not a curated record. Lineage: Eukaryota; Fungi; Ascomycota; Sordariomycetes; Hypocreales; Hypocreaceae. Gene Ontology annotation, biological process: L-serine biosynthetic process.